AUGGCGCCGCCGAGCUCGUGGUGGGGCAGCGAGGAGCAGCGCGGCACGCCGGUGGUGGUGAAGAUGGACAACCCCUACUCCCUGGUGGAGAUCGACGGGCCCGGCAUGCCGCCCUCCGACAAGGCCCGGGGCAAGAACGCGAAGCAGUUCACGUGGGUGCUGCUCCUGCGCGCGCACCGCGCCGUGGGGUGCGUGGCCUGGCUGGCCGGUGGCUUCUGGGGCGUCCUGGGAGCCGUGAACCGCCGCGUGCGACGCAGCCGCGACGCGGACGACGAGCCGGACGCCGAGGCCUCGGGCCGCGGCCGCGUCAUGCUGCGGUUCCUGCGCGCGUUCCUGCUGCUCUCCCUGGCCAUGCUGGCCUUCGAGACCGUGGCGCACCUCAAGGGGUGGCAGUUCCCGCAGCACCUGCCGGGGAACCUGCAGGAGCUGGAGGAGCAGCUGCAGCACCUCCCCGAGCACCUGCGGCACCUCCCCGACCACCUCCGCGUGCCGGAGCGGCAGGAGAUCCAGGGGUGGCUGCACCGGGCGUACGUGGCCUGGCUGGAGUUCCGCGUCGACUACAUCGCCUGGGCCAUCCAGAAGCUGUCCAGCUUCUGCAUCCUGCUCUUCAUGGUGCAGUCCGUGGACCGCAUCGUGCAGUGCCUCGCGUGCUUCUGGAUCAAGAUCCGCGGCAUCAAGCCUCGUAUCCCGGCAGCGUCCGGCGGCAUCAAGCCUCGUGGAACUGCAAGGAAGAGCGCGGAUGUCGAGAACAACGGUGACGCCGACGACGACGCCGACGGCUACUUCCCCAUGGUGCUCAUCCAGAUGCCCAUGUGCAACGAGAAAGAGGUGUACGAGACGUCCAUCUCGCACGUGUGCGAGUUGGACUGGCCGCGGGACCGGCUGCUGAUCCAGGUGCUGGACGACUCGGACGACGAGGUGUGCCAGAUGCUGAUCAAGGCGGAGGUGACCAAGUGGAGCCAGCGCGGCGUCAACGUCAUCUACCGCCACCGCCUGUCGCGCACCGGCUACAAGGCCGGCAACCUCAAGUCCGCCAUGGCAUGCGACUACGUCAAGGACUACGAGUUCGUCGCCAUCUUCGACGCCGACUUCCAGCCCAACCCGGACUUCCUCAAGCUCACCGUGCCACACUUCAAGGAGGACCCGGAGCUUGGUCUGGUCCAGGCUCGUUGGAGCUUCGUGAACAAGGACGAGAACCUGCUGACCCGGCUGCAGAACAUCAACCUGUGCUUCCACUUCGAGGUCGAGCAGCAGGUCAAUGGCGUCUACCUCAACUUCUUCGGCUUCAACGGCACGGCCGGCGUGUGGCGCAUCAAGGCGCUCGAGGACUCGGGCGGCUGGAUGGAGCGCACCACCGUCGAGGACAUGGACAUCGCCGUCCGCGCGCACCUCAACGGCUGGAAGUUCAUCUUCCUCAACGACGUCAAGGUCCUCUGCGAGCUGCCGGAGUCUUACCAGGCUUACAGGAAGCAGCAGCACAGGUGGCACUCCGGCCCCAUGCAGCUCUUCCGCCUCUGCAUCCCGGCCAUCUUCAGGUCCAAGAUCCCGUUCUGGAAAAAGGCGAACCUGGUGAUGCUCUUCUUCCUGCUGCGCAAGCUGGUGCUGCCCUUCUACUCCUUCACGCUCUUCUGCGUGAUCCUGCCGCUCACCAUGUUCGUGCCGGAGGCGGAGCUGCCCAUCUGGGUCAUCUGCUACAUCCCGGUGCUCAUGUCGCUCCUCAACAUCAUGCCGGCGCCCAAGUCGUUCCCGUUCAUCAUCCCCUACCUCCUCUUCGAGAACACCAUGUCCGUCACCAAGUUCAACGCCAUGGUGUCCGGCCUCUUCCAACUGGGGAGCUCCUACGAGUGGAUCGUCACCAAGAAGGCGGGCCGCACCUCGUCCGCCUCCGACAUCCUCGCGCUCGCCGAGGCCGACGCCCACACGCCGCCGCCGGCCAAGCUCGUGCGCGGCGUCUCCGAGGGCGGCCUCCAGGAGUGGGGCAGGCUCAGGGAGCAGGAGGCCGCCGAGUGGGCCAACAAGGAGGACGCAGCCGCAGCUCUGGCUGCCGCCGACGCCGCCGCGCCGGCCACUCCCAAGAAGAGCAGCAAGGCCAAGAAGCCCAACCGAAUCUUCAAGAAGGAGCUCGCGCUCGCGUGCCUCCUCCUCACGGCCGCCACGCGCAGCCUGCUCUCCAAGCAGGGGCUGCACUUCUACUUCCUGCUCUUCCAGGGCGUCACCUUCCUCGCCGUCGGCCUCGACCUCAUCGGCGAGCAGGUCAGCUAA
Messenger RNA from Miscanthus lutarioriparius, 2262 nucleotides. NCBI's taxonomy places the organism in Eukaryota, Viridiplantae, Streptophyta, Magnoliopsida, Poales, Poaceae. The record is from the annotation of a GenBank genome assembly.